CGACAACAUCAGCUUUUGUGGCUAUUAUGUCUCAUUGUUUAUAUUCAAGCGAUUUAUAUUAAUGAAGUUAUUUUAACUAAAUUAGCUUAUUAACAACAUCUAAUAUAAAAGUUGAUUUUUAAAGCUUAAUUUUAGUUUCUUAUGCUUAAAUUAACCCAAUUAAGAAACGGAUAAAAAUGGAAGGAAUUGUUUGUGUACAUUGUGGAGCGAAUAAUUCAUCUAUAUAUAAACAAUUUAGCAAUGAAAUAAUAAAAUUAACUAAAUGUGAAAAAUGUGAUAAUUUUGUUGAUGAAUAUGUGGAAACAGAAUAUUCUAUCAUUGUUAUAGACAUGUUAUUGCUCAGAAAAGAAGCAUUAAGACAUGUGCUUUUCAACUCAAACUUAAAAGUUGCAUGGAAACUUAUUGUCCUGUAUAUAUUAUGUGAUGCAUAUGAAAAAAUGGCAUCUCAGAAACAUUUCUGGAACAAGUCAUACAAAUCUGACAUAUUUAUCAAUGAAUUGGAAUUGAAUUUCUAUUUUAUGUGCAUAAAAUCUUUUCUAGAAUAUUUCAUCUUUGCAACUCUCACUGUUGUGAUUUUGUACCAUAGUCAAGAAAAGGGUGCAAAACGGUUUUCUUCAAAGAAUUUGUUUAACAGCAUUGUCCUUGCCAGUUAUGGAAAGUUGUUCAUGCUUCCUGUUUUAGUAUGGAGUAAAGAUGAUGAAUACUGUGAAAUUUUGAUCAUAUUAUUUAUAUUUCUUUCACAACUUCAGGUCAUUCGAGUGACAACAAAGCUCUCUAAUCUGUUCAUAGCCAUCAUUCUGAUAGUAAUUUCAGAAAUAGGCUAUCUACUUCUCCAGUACAUAAUAUAAGUGAUGCAAAAUUUGAUUAAAGCAACUAUCUGUGAUACUGAUACUAUUUUGCUGACAUUGAUAUAAGCAGAAAUUUGUAUAUUAUUUUUGUUGUAUUUUUUUAAUAAAACUGCAUU
Messenger RNA from Argiope bruennichi, 964 nucleotides. RefSeq names its product protein ARV1-like (gene Arv1). Bases 177 to 848 code for a protein of 223 amino acids. Gene Ontology annotation, biological process: sterol metabolic process; regulation of plasma membrane sterol distribution; intracellular sterol transport. Gene Ontology annotation, cellular component: Golgi apparatus; cortical endoplasmic reticulum. The record is from RefSeq and is a predicted model, not a curated record. NCBI's taxonomy places the organism in Eukaryota, Metazoa, Arthropoda, Arachnida, Araneae, Araneidae. The transcript has 6 exons.